Molecule: messenger RNA, 2884 nt
Organism: Hippopotamus amphibius kiboko
Lineage: Eukaryota; Metazoa; Chordata; Mammalia; Artiodactyla; Hippopotamidae
Gene: SLC38A7
Product: solute carrier family 38 member 7
Exons: 12
Coding region: 335-1630 (431 amino acids)
Biological process (GO): amino acid transmembrane transport
Molecular function (GO): L-asparagine transmembrane transporter activity; L-leucine transmembrane transporter activity; L-glutamate transmembrane transporter activity
Source: RefSeq, a predicted model, not a curated record
GGCGAUCAUGUGACCGCUGUUCACGUGUCUCCGCAGCCGGUCCGGGCUUGAAGCACCGCAGGGAGAGUAUGAGAAAGAAGAAAACUGGGGGCAGAGAGGGAAGUGAGGGGAAUCAGAUCCCAGGCCUUCCAGAAGAAGGAGCAGCUUUCCCUCCACCAAAGCCAGAGGGGUGGAAAGAGCAGGUUGAGGAGAGCCAGAGGCAACAGACCUCCUAGGAUAACAGCCCCAAACAAGCUGGUGCCGCCCUCCAGCUGAAGGUGUUGCCUCAGCUCCCCAGGGCAUGUGGUCGUGAGACAGAACCCACAGACCCUGCAGGAACAGGACUCCAAGGGCCAUGGCCCAGGUCAGCAUCAACAGUGACCUUGGCGAGUGGGGCUUAAGCACAGACUCCGGGGAGCGUGCCCGUCUGCUGCAGAGUCCCUCUGUGGACAUAGCCCCCAAGAAUGAGGGGGAGGCCCCUCCCGGGGGUCUGGACCGAGGCACCACUUCCACACUUGGAGCCGUCUUCAUCGUUGUCAACGCCUGCCUGGGCGCGGGGCUGCUCAACUUCCCAGCAGCAUUCAGCACUGCUGGGGGCGUGGCAGCCGGCAUCACGCUGCAGAUGGCCAUGCUGACUUUCAUCAUCAGUGGCCUCGUCAUCCUGGCUUACUGCUCCCAGGCCAGCAAUGAGAGGACCUACCAGGAAGUGGUGUGGGCUGUGUGUGGCAAGCUGACAGGCGUGCUGUGUGAGGUGGCCAUUGCCACCUACACUUUCGGGACCUGUAUCGCCUUCCUCAUCAUCAUCGGGGACCAGCAGGACAAGAUUAUAGCUGUGAUGGCAAAGGAGCCUGAGGGGGCCGGCGGCAGCCCCUGGUACACAGACCGCAAGUUCACCAUCAGCCUCACUGCCUUCCUCUUCAUCCUGCCCCUUUCCAUCCCCAGGGAGAUCGGCUUCCAGAAAUAUGCCAGCUUCCUGAGCGUCGUGGGCACCUGGUAUGUCACUGCCAUCAUUAUCAUCAAAUACAUCUGGCCCGAUAAAGAGAUGACCCCAGCGGACAUCCUGAACAGGCCAGCUUCCUGGGUAGCUGUGUUCAAUGCCAUGCCCACCAUCUGCUUCGGAUUUCAGUGCCACGUGAGCAGUGUGCCCGUCUUCAACAGCAUGCGGCGGCCCGAGGUGAAGACGUGGGGCGGGGUGGUGACAGCUGCCAUGGUCAUUGCCCUCGCCGUCUACAUGGGCACAGGCAUCUGUGGCUUCCUAACCUUUGGACCUGCUGUGGACCCCGACGUGCUCCUGUCCUACCCGUCGGAGGACAUGGCUGUGGCCGUCGCCCGUGCCUUCAUCAUCCUGAGUGUGCUCACCUCCUACCCCAUCCUGCACUUCUGCGGGCGGGCGGUGGUCGAAGGCCUGUGGCUGCGCUACCAGGGGAUGGCGGUGGAGGAGGACGUGGGCCGGGAGCGGCGACGGCGAGUGCUGCAGACGCUGGUCUGGUUCCUGCUCACCCUGCUGCUGGCGCUCUUCAUCCCUGACAUAGGCAAGGUCAUCUCAGUCAUUGGAGGCCUGGCCGCCUGCUUCAUCUUCGUCUUCCCAGGGCUGUGCCUCAUUCAAGCCAAACUCUCUGAGAUGGAGGAAGUCAAGCCAGCCAGCACUUAACUUGCAUCAUUCACAUUUGGUCUUCAUGACAACUCCAUGCAGAAGUGGAAGCUAAGAGAUGUUACAUAGUUUGCCCAAGGACACACAGGGAGUAAAAUUGGAGCCAGACAGCCCUCUUGCCGUGCAUGAACGAACAAGUGAGCUGAGGGCUCUCUCAGUCUGGUGAUUUCUGACCCCAGAAGGCAAGCUCAGCAACUUCCAGCUCUCAUGCUGGCACCAACAUCAGAUCCUGGAGCCCUUGGCUUACUGUCCCAGCCAAACCAUGUUGAGUGGUGGGAUGCCUGCUGGCUGGUGGCUCUGGGCAAGCUGCUUCCCCUCUCUGGGCUUCUGUUUCCAGAUCUCUAACAUGGGACUGAUUAUCACGGACCUUAUUUACCUCCCAGGAUGAAGGAGAGCCAAUGUCAAGAAAGUACAUGAGGGACUUCCCUGGUGGUGCAGUGGUUGAGAAUCUGCCUGCCAAUGCAGGGGACAUGCCCUGGUUGGGGAAUAUGCCACAUGCCACAGAGCAGCUAAGCUUGUGUGCCAUAACUACUGAGACUGCACUCUAGAGCCUGAAAACCACAACUACUGAAGCCAGCAUGCCUAGGGCCCCUGCUCCACAACAAGAGAAGCCACCACAAUGAGAAGCCUGCGCACUGCAACAAAAAGUACCCCCCUGCUCACCACAACUAGAGAAAACCCACGUGCAGCAACAAAGACCCAAUGCACCCCAAAAUAAAAUUAAUUAGUUUUUAAAAACACAAAGAAAGUACAUGAAAAAAUGACAGAAGUGCUUUAUAACCAGAAAUCCAUGUUUACAGAAGAAAUGUGAAAACUCAGAUUCUCCUUAGGAGGACACAGGCAGAGGUUCCCCUACCACUUCCUGGGAGUCAGGGUACUUCUCAAACUUUAAUGUGCAUAUGAAAUUUUUAUCUCCUUAGGAUACAAAUUCUGAUUCAGUGGAUCUGAAGUGGGGCCUGCAGUCUGCAUUGUGAAUGCUCCCAGCUUUGCGCACGCUCUGGUCCUUGGACCGCACUUUGGGUAGCAGGGGACUGGUGGACAGAGCAAAGGCUUUGGCCUCAGAGAGGCCUGGGUUGGAUCUCAGCAGUGCCUCUUCACAGUGGGAACUCAGGAAGUCAGUUUACUUCUCUGAACCCCACUUUCCUCCACUAUAAAGUAGUGCAUCUUAUAGAUGCAACUAUUAUAGAUCCAAGGACAAAUGGCAUAAACUAUGUGAAGUGCCUGGCAGAGAGCAGGGAUUAUGUUGGUCAUUUC